UGAUUUGCGUUAGGCAUCAUUCAAUAUUUACCAUAAACAGAGAUGCCACUAGUUUUGCUAAAUCAGCUGAUGGAUUGGCGUUUAUGGUUCUCGGAUAACUUCACACCGCUGACAACAUUCUACAAGCCAGCCAACCAAAACUUACGAAACGCCACCUCCACCAGUAGAAUUUUGUACUCGCUUGUGCGAGUGUUCCGAGUCGAUUCGUUCUAAAUAUUUUGUUGACAGAUUUUAUUGACAAGUGAACCUUGAUUUGUUUAUUCUUCUUUAUUACCUGUGUUUGUGAAAAUCGGAUUGAAGAAUUAUUAAUAUAGUGCAUUUAUAGAUUUUGGGUGACGUUCAUUGCCUUUCUCUGACAAAGGAAACAGCGGAGUCCUCAUCAUUGUUCUGUACCCAUUUCACCAGGAUUGCAUUUCCAUCAUAGAACGUAAGUUUUGGAAUGAGAGUGAAUCACCUGAAAUAAAAGUCGUUGUCGUAAAGGUGGAGCAGUUGAUUACAGUCGGUAAUGGGCACGCGGUGAGCCUCGCGGGACUCCAGCAUGACGGACGAGCGGGCGCAGAGCGCGGGCGGCGCCAACGCCGCGCCGCAGCACAGGAAGGGCCACAGGAGGCAAGAGUCAAUGUACGCAAUGACGGGACUCUAUGCGGAGUCAGGUGGUGCGGAGGCCGACGACGCCGGACCCGGGCCGAGCGCGGCGCACCCCCCGCUCCCCGCGCACCCGCCGCGGGACCCCGUCAAGUGCCACAGCCGGAACCCCUCGGCCGGCAUAUGCGACAGAGAACGCGAGAGAGAAAGAGAGAAACCCCACCAGUUAUUCCCAGAAAUAUUGGACAUUCCUCAUGAUGCGCGCGACUGCGGUAUCUUAUCAUGGAGACCGCUAUUCAUUCAGAGAUUUUCUAGUAUUAAAGUAUUUGUAUUUUUCCUCUCGAUCCUCGUGACGCUACAACAAGCCCUAAGCUCCGGCUACAUAAACUCCGUGAUCACGACAAUCGAGAAACGGUUCGAGAUCCCGUCGAGCCUCUCGGGGCUCAUCGCGAGCAGCUAUGAGAUCGGCAACGUUAUUACCGUAAUCUUCGUGUCGUAUCUCGGCAGUCGCCGGCACAUUCCUGUUUGGAUCGCAGUCGGUGCGGUAAUAAUGGGCAUCGGUUCAUUAGUAUUCGUGGUGCCUCACUUCAUAGCAGAAAUUAAUAGCGAAAUGACAGUAAACAAUAAAUCAGCCGAUAAUAUUUGUUACCGGCCACCGGAGAAGAAUAUUCUAGCCCAAGGCCUGUCUCCUAAUAACUUGAGGCCGGAAAAUUGCAUUAAGAGUUCACCGAGCACGUUCCUGCCGGUGAUGGUGUUCGUGGUGGCGCAGCUGCUGCUGGGGUGCGGCGGGUCGCCGCUGCUCACGCUCGGCACCACCUACGUCGACGACCACGUGCGACCAGAGUCAUCCAGCAUGUAUAUAGGGUGCAUGUACAGUAUGGCUGCCUUCGGACCCGUGCUUGGAUUUCUGCUCGGUGCCUAUCUGCUCUCCUUUCACAUGGAUUCAUUUUCGGGACAAAUUAUAGAAAUAGAUCAAUACGACCACCGAUGGGUCGGCAUGUGGUGGGGCGGCUUCCUGCUCUGCGGGUUCCUCCUGAUACUGGUCGCCGUCCCUUUCUUCUCGUUCCCGAAGGUGCUGGUGCGAGAGAAAGAGAAGAUCAGACUCGUGGAGAAAGCGGCCGCGGCUAGCGGCUCGGGGACCGCUAAGCCUCCAGUGAAACCGCCUUCCGAUAUAAAGGACACGGGCUAUGGCAAGGAUAUAAAAGAUAUCCCGGUAUCAAUGUGGAGACUGCUCAAGAACCCAGUGUAUGUUGUGACGUGCCUCGGCGCUUGCAUGGAGCUCAUGAUCGUGUCCGGGUUCGUCGUGUUCCUGCCUAAAUACUUGGAGACGCAGUUCAGCCUCGGCAAGAGUCAGGCUAGUGUUUUCACGGGAUCCAUCGCUAUCCCCGGAGCUUGCAUCGGUAUCUUCAUGGGCGGCUGCCUGCUAAAGCGGCUCGAACUGCGACCCAAGGGCGCCGUUCAGUUCGUACUGAUCUCCAACACAGUCUGCCUCUCCUGCUACGGGCUGCUCUUCUUCCUCGGCUGCGAUAACAUCCAGAUGGCCGGGACCACUAUUCCGUAUACGAAUGCCAGUAACCUGGAGCCGUUCAAGGUGAACCUGACGGCGGCGUGCAACUUCAACUGCCUGUGCACGGAGACGGACAUGGAGCCGGUGUGCGGCAACAACGGGCUCACGUACUUCUCGCCGUGCCACGCGGGCUGCUCCGACUCCUUCUCCUCGCGGUCCAACUUCGCCAACUGUGCCUGCGUGGCGGGCAACGCGCGCGGGCUGGCGGGCGUGCUGAGCGGCGCGUCGGCGGCGGCGCUCACGGCGGCCGGCGCGCGCGAGUACAGCGAGGUGACCGUGGUGCCCGUGGCCACGGCCGGCGCCUGCAACCCGCCCUGCAACACCAUCUUCCCCUUCCUGGUGCUGCUGUUCUUCAUGACCUUCGUGGUCGCCGUCACGCAGAUGCCGCUGCUCAUGAUCGUGCUCCGGUCCGUGAGUGAAGAGGAGCGUUCGUUCGCGCUCGGCAUGCAGUUCGUGAUAUUCCGUCUGUUCGGCUACAUCCCCGCGCCCAUCGUGUUCGGGAACCUCAUCGACUCCACCUGUAUCCUGUGGAACAAGUCGUGCAGCGGCGAGACGGGCGGCCGCUGCUUGCUCUACGAUAUAGAACAGUUUCGGUUCAGAUACGUGGGUCUCUGCGGCGGCAUCAAGAUCGUGGCGCUGGGCAUCUUCCUGGCGGACUGGUGGCUCGUGCGCCGCCGCCGCCACCUCGAGCACGCGCCGCCCGUCGACGCGCGCGACCUGGCCGGCUCCAUCAUCAGCCUCGACAAACUAUUUGAAGAGUUGCCGUCUGCGGACAACGCGAGCGGUUUCCGAUCGGGGCCGACGUCGGGGCCGAGCUCGGCGGCCACGUCGCCGCUCGAGGCCGGUGCGGGGCCGAGGGGCUCCAUCCAGCGCACGGACUCGCAGUACUCGCAGGAAUCGCAAACAGCUCGCAAGAGCUCGCGCGUGCUGGUGGCGUCGCGGCACCUCCGCAACGACUCGAAGACCAUCCAGCUCGAGAACACCAACUACAAGUCGCACUCGCGCUCCGGCUCGCGCGACCUCAGCCUCGACCAGCUCAAGCAGCUCGCGCUCAAGAGCGUCGAGAACCUGGACCUCAGCGUGCUCCCGCUGGCGCCACAUUUGUGUGGCGACGAGGAGAGCAAACGGUUGCUGGAGUCGGGCGCGCUGCGGCACCGGCGCACCGGGUCGCGCGACCUGCGGCCGCCCGCGCAGCCGCAGUCGCGCCACAAGCGCACGUCCUCGCACCACAUCACGCUGGAGCCGCACGAGCUCUGCCUGCAGCUGCAGAAGGGCCGCAGCGUCGACCAGCUAUCCGUCUCCCUCGCACAGCCCCGCCCGCCGCACGACCCCUGCGUCUGAGAGGGACGCAUUAACCCACCAACUCAUUUCCCCUAACGUGCCCGUAGAUCUCAAAGCUGUUUUCUGUCGUAGAUGUUAUAUUAAAAAAAAACUAUAUUUACUUCUAGCGGUAGUCGUUUCAGCAGAAAAUGACUUUCGACGGAUGCGAGCGCGUUAGAGAAAGUGUGUUAUCUGUGGUCCCGCUUCCGAGCGUAUAGUGAUAUUUAGUGAAAUUUGAGCUCCGCUCGAGCUCCUAUCCUGUCGAAUAGUAGCGAUAGUACUGAAUGAGUGAUUUUGAUCAUAUCUGUGUAGUUCCGACGCUUUAAAGAGAUCUAUCUCUGUAGAAAACCCCCAUAAAGUUAUAGUGAAUCGUUCUAUCGGGUACCGCUGCGAAUGAAAUUUAAAGAGAAUAUACCGCAGUUUUAUUGUACGCAUUCUCUUAACAAAUGGUAGCCUUUUAAUGUAAACUCAUUUAAAGUAUUACGGUAGGCGUCGAUAUCAUAUCGGUUAAUAAAUAAAACCCCUAUAAGAAUGGUAAA
Messenger RNA from Cydia amplana, 4011 nucleotides. It is a transcript of the gene Oatp30B, whose product is annotated as solute carrier organic anion transporter family member 3A1-like. Bases 539 to 3493 code for a protein of 984 amino acids. Gene Ontology annotation, cellular component: plasma membrane. Gene Ontology annotation, biological process: sodium-independent organic anion transport; transmembrane transport. The transcript has 19 exons. NCBI's taxonomy places the organism in Eukaryota, Metazoa, Arthropoda, Insecta, Lepidoptera, Tortricidae. Gene Ontology annotation, molecular function: protein binding. The record is from RefSeq and is a predicted model, not a curated record.